UGCAGAUCUUUCUUUUAUGUUCUCUACGAUCUGGCCUGAGGGACCUGAAUAUUUGGUGAAAUAAGCCACCAUGGGUAGAAUGAAGCUUCUCGCCAGACUGCUGGCCCUCAAAUCUUUUAGUGCCCCUGGACUGCCUUACAGAGUCAGGAGUUACAGCGGAGCAGCAUCCCUGGAUUUUGCAGACUACGAAGCCUUCCUCAGCGAUGUGCCAGAGCAUUUCAAUUUUGCAAGUGACGUGCUGGAUAAAUGGAGCCAAAAGGAGAGGGAGAGAAAGAAUUCUUCCAAUCUGGCAUUGUGGUGGAUAAAUGACAGAGGGGAUGAGGUUCGGUGGAGCUUUGAGGAGCUGGGAGUCUUAUCCAGGAGAGCUGCCAACAUGCUGUCCAGUGCUUGCAAUCUACACAAAGGGGAGAGAAUCCUCGUCAUCCUGCCACGGAUACCAGAGUGGUGGGUUGUAAAUGUGGGCUGCAUAAGAGCAGGCAUCGUCUUUAUUCCAGCUACAGUCUUACUGAGUGCUAAAGACAUUCUGUUCAGGCUUCAAGCCUCCAAAGCCAAAAGUAUCAUCACAAACGAUGCCAUAGCGCCGUUAGUGGAUUCUGUAGCAUCCAACUGCCACCACCUGAAAAGCCGGAUCCUGGUUUCUGAAGGCAGGAGAGAAGGAUGGCUGCAUUUCCAAGACCUGCUCAAAACUGCAUCCGAUGAGCACCAGCCUGUCAAAACAAGGAGUCAAGACCCAAUGACUAUCUACUUCACCAGUGGCACCACGGGUUAUCCCAAAAUGGUGGAACAUUCCUGUUGCAGUCUUGGACUGGGAAUGACAGUAGGGGCAAGGACCUGGAUGGGCUUGAAUCCUGAAGACAUGAUAUGGGGUCUGUCUGAUACCGGCUGGAUAAAGUUUAUCUUUGCAAGUGUGCUUGCUCCUUGGCUUCAGGGAUCUUGUGUCUUUGCCCACAGCAAGCAGCAGUUUGAGCCAACAACUGUUCUAAAAGCUCUUGCCAGUUAUCCUGUGACAAUUUUCUGUGGCACGCCGACUAUUUUCCGCAUGCUUUUGCAGCAUAAUGUGAGCAGCUAUCACUUCAAGAGCCUGAAGACCUGUUUAAGUGGUGGGGAGCCAAUGAACCCUGAAACGAUGGAACAGUGGAAGGCCCAGACAGGACUGGAGAUCCAAGAAGGCUACGGGCAGACUGAGACUGCCAUUCUAUGUGCAACAACGAAAGGGAUGAAAAUCAAGCCAGGUUCCAUGGGAAAGCCAUGUCAACCCUUCGAUGUCCAGAUAAUUGAUGAACACGGAAAUCACCUGCCUCCUGGGGAAGAAGGUGACAUCGCUGUUAAGAUUAAACCGAAGAGGCCUUUGGGUCUCUUCACCGGCUAUGUGGAUGAUCCAGAGAAAACGGCCUCAACAGAGCGCGGGGACUUCUACAUCACUGGGGACAGAGGACUUAUGGAUGAAGAAGGAUAUAUCCAAUUUAUUGCACGAGCUGACGACAUUAUAUUAUCUUCUGGGUACCGCAUUGGGCCAUUUGAAGUGGAAAAUGCCUUGGCAGACCACCCAGCUGUGGCCGAAUCGGCUGUCGUCAGCAGUCCAGAUCCCAUUAGAGGAGAGGUUGUGAAGGCAUUUAUCAUCCUGUCUCCUGCCUAUCAGUCAAACGAUAAAGAAAAAUUAAUUUUGGAGCUGCAGGAGCAUGUCAGAAAAGUUACGGCUCCGUACAAAUAUCCCCGGAAGAUAGAGUUUGUUCAACAACUACCCAAGACCAUCUCUGGAAAAACUCAAAGGAAGGAGCUGAGGAAGAAGGAGUGGGGAAAGGCCUAAUUGUGCUCUGAAGCUAAAAAAAAAAAAUCCCCCCAACAGGACUGGUUUUUCUCUGCCACUUGGGUUGUCUCUAUGGUUAUUCCACUGCUACCAUUAAUAGCGCUCCAUAGCCUUGUGUGUGGGAGGGUAACAGAAUAUUCACUCUCCAUUAA
Messenger RNA from Eublepharis macularius, 1959 nucleotides. RefSeq names its product acyl-coenzyme A synthetase ACSM3, mitochondrial-like. The transcript has 14 exons. The record is from RefSeq and is a predicted model, not a curated record. Gene Ontology annotation, cellular component: mitochondrial matrix. Gene Ontology annotation, biological process: acyl-CoA metabolic process; fatty acid biosynthetic process. The coding region runs from base 71 to 1807 and encodes 578 amino acids. Gene Ontology annotation, molecular function: fatty acid ligase activity; fatty-acyl-CoA synthase activity. NCBI's taxonomy places the organism in Eukaryota, Metazoa, Chordata, Lepidosauria, Squamata, Eublepharidae.